Messenger RNA from Python bivittatus (Burmese python), 3350 nucleotides. The record is from RefSeq and is a predicted model, not a curated record. NCBI's taxonomy places the organism in Eukaryota, Metazoa, Chordata, Lepidosauria, Squamata, Pythonidae.
UCUUAUCUUUGAUUCAGUGUCAGAAAAGAGAAUGGAACAAAAUGAAAUUUUAAGAAUUUAAAGGAACGGUGCUGAACAAUUAAUUCUGAAUUUCCAUUUACCACAAUCAGAAUAUUGGAUCAGAAAAAAGGAGAAAAAUCAAAUGCUGUCACGAGUGUGCUUCUCUUGCAGGGAAAAGUGGGAGAAACUGCUGAGCUUUGAUCAUUUAUGAUGCAGCAAUCUCUACAGGAAGUCUCAAAUUGAUAGGAGGAUAAAGAUGGAUUUUUUAAUGUCAUUCUUUUUCAAGGCUUUGCUGCUUUUUUUUGCAGUUACCUUGGCAAAGUUCAUCAUGGAACCAAAAGCUGGCAGCCUUGGUGGUGGAACCUGGAUCACAAUAAACUUCGAUGGUCUCUCUCACUUGGUCAACUGGUCACAGCUCCAAGUGGCAUUAUUGAAUCCAGAGCUGCCUCCAGUGCUGUGUGACAUUAUGCCUGUCAGUGUUUUCCUGUCCACAAUAAAAUGCCAAACAAGAUCUUCUCCGCGGGAAGGGCUUUACCAUCUCCAGCUGAGUUUGAAUGGACAGAGUAUCAGCAACAUAGAUGAAUUACAUGAAGAGAACUGUACAUUCCAGUUCUCCGUUGCAGAGACACCUGUGGUGUUUCAUGUGAACCCCUCAUAUGGAGUCCCAGGAAAUGUAAUACAAAUUUAUGGUCUGAUUCUAGCCCAAGACUAUGAAACCUACAAUUUCAACAUGGACUUUAUUGAUGGGCCUGUAAUCCUUGAGGCAGAAAAAGAUGGGUGGAUAACUAUAUGUUCUCUUGCCAGUCAGCAGACUCAUAGCAUAUAUCCUAUUCAACUAGAUCAUGGCCUGGGAACUGUAGAGUGUCAAGUGGAAGGCAACUAUAUUGGGUCACACAAUGUUAGCUUUUCAGUGUAUAACAAGGGAAAGUCAAUAGUACACAAAGAUGCUUGGCUUAUCAGUGCUAAACAGGAACUUUUCUUGUACCAGACAUUCUCAGACAUUUCUUCAGUAUCUCCUGCUGCAGGCAGCCUCAGUGGUGGAACUGAUCUCACCAUCACAGGGAACUUCUUUGAUGCACCUGUGAAAGUCACAGCUGCAGGAACUCCCUGCCAAAUUAAACAUAUUACUCCACAAAAGAUAAUCUGUACAACUGGAGGAGUUGACAAUAAUAGAACUUUCAGUGAAAUUCAACCAGGAAACAGGGGGCUUCUUUUUGAAGUUUGGGAUAGUUCAGACACUAAUCUCACUGAAGCGAUUCCAGGAUACAGCUGGCAGAUUGUUCCUAAUGCCAGUUCUCCAUACAAUUUUCUGUCUGGGAAACAGAAACUGUUCAGUGCACGACUACGUGGCUUUUUCGUGGCACCAGAGACAAAUAAUUAUACAUUUUGGAUUCAGGCAGAUGGCAAAGCUUCGUUGUAUCUAAGCCUGUCAGAUGAUCCAAGAAGAAAGGUGGAAGUUGUAUCAAUUCCUACUGGCACUUCUGAUUGGUCAGCCCUUUGGGAGGAAGAUUGGGCCUAUCCUAGGAAGCCCAAAUCAGAGAAAUAUGAGCUUACUGGUGGUACAAUGUACUAUUUGGAAGCCGUGUAUGAUGGGAGAUCCCCAAACAAUGGAAUUAGGGUGGGAGUUCAGAUGCAUAAUACCUGGCUGAACCCAGAUGUGGUCAGUACUUAUCGCAGAGAAAGCUACAAAAUACAAGUCAGUGCUGUCCAGCUUCCAGAGAUACAGAUGCUGAUACUGUCUGGCAGAGGAUGGUUCAGUCUUGCCUGGGACAACGUGACCAGCAAUCUCAUGUCAACAAAUGUUACUGCUGAACAAAUGCAGAAAGAACUGGAAGAACUUCUUUCGGUAAAAUGUGAAAUAGAGCCAUCAUCUGCUAAUAUUUUUUUGCAAGCAAGAUUUGAGCAAAUAGAUACUGAGAAUCUAGUCAAUGGUGGAGCCAUUGUCAGUUGGACAGAACCCUUUUGUGGAAGAUUCAGCACGUUCAGGCCAAAAAGUCUUAUCAAAACAUCUCAAUUAAUCCCUCCUUAUGAUGUCACUAAAUACACACAUCUGUGCUUUGCAUAUAAAGGUUACCUGAACAACACCCUCUACAUUGCAGUGUCUUAUUACAAUACCUUUCUAAAUACUGUGAAAAAGCAUUUGACUUGCCAAUGGAAUCCGAAAUCCAGCCCAGAAAGCUGGAAAUUCAUAUGUACCAACCUUUGGAAAGACUGUCUGAGUAGUUCUGAAUUCCUUACUGAUCUUCCAAAAAACUCUUCAGUGUUUUUGCACCAGAUUGAUGUAGAAGCUCCUGCUACUGGGACAGAGACACCUGGCUGGUUUUUCAUUGAUGAGAUCAUUGUUUCAGAUCAAGAUGUAGUUGUUUUUCAAAAGGAACCCAGGUCAGCUCACCCACAUGGGAACCUCAUAGAAUCCAUCUCAGUUGCUGGCAUCCCACCUGUAUUUAAUGUAUCCUUUUUUGUAGCAGACUAUCACACGAACUUCCCUCUUCUCUCACUCAGGGGAGGUAUGCCUUUGGAGGGAUCAGAAGGGGCUGAUCAAUUGCUGAUGUCUGUGAAUGAGUCAAGGAUCAAUUUGACAGUCCAAAGGAUACAGGGAGCAAGUCCAGCUCUUGGAGGAACUUUUCAAAUCCAUCUACCUAACGUGGUGAUUCCAGGUAUCCCAGUGUCCAUCUCUGCUGAUCAGCUCCACAGUCUUCUGCAAAAUUACAGUGAUAAUUUUACAGCUCAGUAUAUAAAUGCCAAUGACUUUUCUGUAUCUAAGAUUUCAAGCAACUGCUAUCAAAGUAUAUGGACACUGACCUGGACUUCAAUGAUUGGUGAUUUGCCCAAUUUCAUCAGGGUCUCUGAUGAAAACCUCACUGGUCUUAACCCAGCAGCUAUGAGCUAUGUAGUAUUUGAUGGUGGCGUUUUCAUUCAUCCAGUAUUUGGAGAUAUGCUUGCUACCCCUAAUAACUUUACACAGGUUGUAGUUACAGUGAAUGACAUUCCUGCAAAUUGUUCCGGCUCAUGCACUUUUCAGUAUCUCAGGGAACUGACCCCUUUAGUCAGUAGCAUUGACUAUUCUACAGGUGAUACAGAUCACAUAAUAAUUCACAUUAUAGGAUCUGGCCUCACUGCAGAUAGUCAAUCAUUGCACGUAGAAGCAAACAACAUAACCUGCAAAAUCCUAAGUUCAAAUCACACUAGUGUCCUUUGUCAGAUGAAAUUAUUACCAGUUGGAAUGUACAGGGUUACAUUAUUGGUAAGACCCUAUGGGUUUGCAAUUAAUACCAGUGGAGAAAGUAGUAUCUUCCUGAAGAUUACACCUAGAUUGACUUCUGUUGAACCAUCAACAGCUUCGGAGAUAG